Molecule: messenger RNA, 1080 nt
Organism: Microthlaspi erraticum
Lineage: Eukaryota; Viridiplantae; Streptophyta; Magnoliopsida; Brassicales; Brassicaceae
Source: the annotation of a GenBank genome assembly
AUGAUAACAAGAGAAACAGAGAAUCUCGAAGAAGACGAGACAAUGAACAUCAAAGUCAACCAAAUAUCCGAGAAGUCUGAUAGAAUCUCUCCGAUCGUCGCUUAUUUCUCUUCAGGGUACGAUCCUUGUUCGGAAAAUCAAAAAUCCGACGACAGGGUUACGGUUUACAAGCUUAAGGAUACGUCUAAGAAAAGGCUUCAGGUUGUUGUAAGCCCGCAAGGCUCAACCGUAGAGUUUGUUGGCUCAAAUUGCACCGGCGAGCAAGCAACUCGACAGAUUUGUAUGUAUACACUAGGUGUUCUUGAUAAAGAGACUCAGACAUUAAAGAUUCUACCAAUUGCUCACAAUAAGGACGAGAAGAAACGCGCUUUAUACCUAGGAGAUGAUCAUGAGGCUCUUAAGGUCCUUGAUGAGAAACUUAACGAGGAAUAUGUUAAGAAAAAAGCUCUUGAUGAAAACAAAAUUUCAACUAUUGCUCGCAACAUUCCUCCUUAUGAUGCAUCUGCGACGAAACCAAGUAAAGCUUAUCCUAUAGAACAGAUCAUCGCAAAGGGAGAAUGGGAGUUUCUUCAAGAUAUUUACUUGCUUCUUCAGCAAGAAACUGGAGUAGCAGCAACCAAUGCUUACCCUUUAUUUGUGCAACACAGAUUGUACAGGUUGCGAGAUAUGAAGGACGAGGCUAAGAAGCUGAGGGUUUGUUGUGCCUUAUCACUCUUAACCCAUUUUGUUAAGUACAAGGACAUGAAUUCAAUGGUUGGUUUCGAUUCGGCUAAGGACCAUUGGUUUCCGGAUAUCAUCCGUCAGAAAUGUAAGAGUUUGUUCAAGGAUCAUGAAUCUGACAAGAUAUAUAUAGACAAGAUCAACCUUCUGAUAAGGUACGUUCUUGUGCUCUCCCUCCACGUGGAUAAUUUCAAGACCGACCCAGAAGACAUAGCUAAAGAUCUGAGGGUGAGCAAACUUGAUGUGAGGAAGCAAUUUGUGAACCUUGGCUGCAAAUUCGAACGUGACAAGACAGUUUUGUUAGCCACCUUACCGGUCCCUCUCGAGUUCCCGCAGGUUAUGCGGAAGAGGAGACGAUAG